This is a messenger RNA of Limanda limanda (common dab), 1567 nucleotides long. RefSeq names its product RAB10, member RAS oncogene family (gene rab10). The transcript is spliced from 6 exons. The record is from RefSeq and is a predicted model, not a curated record. Lineage: Eukaryota; Metazoa; Chordata; Actinopteri; Pleuronectiformes; Pleuronectidae. Gene Ontology annotation, biological process: cellular response to insulin stimulus. The coding region runs from base 664 to 1269 and encodes 201 amino acids. Gene Ontology annotation, cellular component: recycling endosome; insulin-responsive compartment; Golgi apparatus. Gene Ontology annotation, molecular function: GTPase activity; GTP binding.
GGAGGAAGCGAGGAAAGGGAAAGAACCAAGAACCCCGAGAACUCGAGGACCGAGAACCCGAGAACCGAGUCUCACCGGCGGGGACAAAACCCAGAGACACUCCCUACCCUCCCCCCCCCAUCCCGGAGACAAUCGGUCCUGCUGGAGGACGAGUGGGUUCGAGUGGAGUGACGGAGUGUGCCGAGAAUUUGAAUUAGCUCGCCGUUAGUUUGAAGAAAGAGAGAGAGAGAGAGGGGAGAGAGAGUGGGGUAGAGCGAGAGAGGGGAGAGAGAGAGAGAGAGGAGCCAUUUUGUCCCGACUGAGUGGGAGCAGAGAACCAGUGGAAAAGAGGAAUCACACGGGAGGAGGAGUGGUUGGACUCUUUUUUUAUUUUGUUGCUUUCUGUUCUCAUGCUGUGAAGCGAACCGGGGGGGGGGGCAACGGUUUGGCCCGCUGGGAAUCGAACACACGGACACGGACACACACACUGCCGCUGCUGCCUCGGUAUCAAAGCCACAACGAGCCCGCCGAGCUAAUCAACACACCCCGGUCCGGAGGAACGCAGGGAGCCGGCUGUAGACUCCAACUCGGGCGUGUUAGGUCGCCAUUUUUUUUAGUUGUGUUGCCCUUUUGUUGUUGUUGUUGUUGUGUCCACCCGGGUGAACACACACACGCUAGCUCCCGAUGGCGAAGAAGACGUACGACCUGCUGUUCAAGCUGCUCCUGAUCGGGGACUCGGGCGUGGGGAAGACCUGCGUGCUGUUCCGCUUCUCCGACGACGCCUUCAACACAACCUUCAUCUCCACCAUAGGAAUAGACUUCAAGAUCAAGACUGUUGAGUUACAAGGAAAGAAGAUCAAACUACAGAUCUGGGACACAGCAGGCCAGGAGCGGUUCCACACCAUCACCACCUCCUACUACAGAGGAGCCAUGGGCAUCAUGCUGGUCUACGACAUCACCAACGCCAAGAGCUUCGAGAACAUCAGCAAAUGGCUGCGCAACAUUGACGAGCAUGCGAAUGAGGACGUUGAGAGGAUGCUGCUAGGCAACAAGUGUGACAUGGAGGACAAGAGGGUCGUACCAAAAGCCAAGGGGGAGCAGAUCGCCAGGGAGCACGGCAUUAGGUUUUUUGAGACGAGCGCCAAGGCCAACGUCAGCAUCGAGAAGGCUUUCCUCACGUUAGCAGAAGACAUCCUCAGAAAGACGCCUGUAAAAGAGCCCAACAGUGAAAACGUCGACAUCAGCAGCGGAGGUGGAGUCACAGGCUGGAAGAGCAAGUGCUGCAGUUGAACAACUCCUCUGUUUCACGCACACUAACGCACACAGACACUCACACAGACACACACUCUCUCUCUCUCUCCCCUCUUUCUAACUUCUAACUCUCUCGCCCUCUAACUUGUCUCAUGAGUUUUUCUUGCACACUGACACUCGUCUCUUUUAUCAGAAUAAAACAAUAAACCACUUCACUUGUUAACCCCUCCCUCCCUCCUCCUCAUCCUCCUCUUUAUCCCCCCCCCCCCCCCCCCCUCCCACCUCCAUGUUUUCCCAUCUGAUGCUCAUUUUUAUUUCUGAUAAAAAGAGAAAUCCA